AUGGUGGCGCUGUUUAAGGAUCUUGCUAGUACGGCAGAGAAUGUUUUGCGCGAUGACUACGAUUUCUCCCGUAAACUCAAAAUCAAGAGCAAGGCGUCAAAUGGUGUGACGUUUACCACAGAAGGCGCGCUGAACACCAACAAGUCGAUCCUUGCAAAGGUCUCAGGCGGCUUCACGCACAGCGCGAGCGGUGUAGUGUUCAAGAAACUUCAAAUCACAACUCAGGGCCGGUUUAUCACGGAAGCUGAGUUGCCCAACGUUUUGACUGAGGGAUUGAAGCUUACAUUUAAGCUUGAGGACGGCUCCAUCACCAAGAACACGAGUGCUAAGCAGGUGGGCGUGCUCGGCGCGGAGUACAAACAAAAGAACCUGUCUUUCAACUCGGAAGCAGACUUUGUGUCCAACACUGUAUCUGCUUCUGCUGUGCUCUCACAAAAUGGCUUUGCAGUCGGUGGUCAGACCGCGUUUAACGUGGACAAGUCAGCCAUUGUUCAGCAUAACGUGGGCCUGAGUUACACGGGUGCUGACUACGUCACGACGCUCGUGACCAAGAAGAAUUUUGGCGCGGUGCAGGCUUCAUUCCAUCACCAUCUUUCGCACCACACCGUUUACGCUGCUGUGCUGGAUUACGACCUAAAAUCGGCCUCUAACACGCUGGUCGUGGGUGGUCGCUACAAGGUUGAUAACGAUACAACUUACUGUGGUAAGAUCAAUUCGGAAGGAUUUUUGUCGCUGGCCUCAAUCCAGAGGGUGCGUCCGUAUGUCACACUGACUACCAGUGUGCAUGUGGACGCAAAGAAUUUUGAGGGUGACUCGCACAAGUUUGGCCUUGGCCUGACGCUAGGCUAA
Plasmopara halstedii is the source of this 849-nucleotide messenger RNA. RefSeq names its product voltage-dependent anion-selective channel. Gene Ontology annotation, biological process: monoatomic anion transmembrane transport. Gene Ontology annotation, molecular function: voltage-gated monoatomic anion channel activity. Lineage: Eukaryota; Oomycota; Peronosporomycetes; Peronosporales; Peronosporaceae. Gene Ontology annotation, cellular component: mitochondrial outer membrane. The transcript has a single exon. The coding region runs from base 1 to 849 and encodes 282 amino acids. The record is from RefSeq and is a predicted model, not a curated record.